Molecule: messenger RNA, 1198 nt
Organism: Pollicipes pollicipes
Lineage: Eukaryota; Metazoa; Arthropoda; Thecostraca; Pollicipedomorpha; Pollicipedidae
Product: LIM domain-binding protein 2
Exons: 10
Coding region: 77-1198 (373 amino acids)
Source: RefSeq, a predicted model, not a curated record
GCCGCACGGACCGCACCACCCGGCCUUCGGCGGACCGUUCCCGCCGCACGGCGGGCCGCCGUUCGGGCCGCAGCACAUGGGCGGCCCCAUGCACGGCCCCGGCGGCCCCAUGGGGCCCGGCCACAUGGGCCCUGGACACAUGGGGCCCGACCGCAUGGACCACGGACGACACACGCCCUACUUCAACCAGCCCGACUACAGGAUCCACGAGCUGAACAAGCGGCUACAGCAGAAGUCUGAGGACAGCGACAGCCUGUGGUGGGACGCCUUCGCCACCGAGUUCUUCGAGGACGAUGCCACGCUCACCCUCACGUUCUGUUUGGAGGAUGGACCCAAACGAUACACCAUCGGCCGCACGCUCAUCCCGCGCUACUUUCGGAGCAUCUUCGAGGGCGGCGUGACGGAGCUGUACUUCAGCCUGCGCCACCCCAAGGAGUCGUUCCACACCACCAGCAUCACGCUCGACUGCGACCAGGCCACCAUGGUUACCCACCACGGCAAGCCGCUGCUGGCCAAGGUGUGCACCGAGGGCCGCUUCAUCGUCGAGUUCACCUUCGACGACCUGAUGCGCAUCAAGUCGUGGCACUUCGCCACGCGCGGCGUCAAGGAGCUGAUCCCGCGCUCGGUGCUAGCGCUGCACGCGCAGCAGGACCCCGGCCUGGCCGAGCAGCUCGGCAAGAACAUCACCCGCCAGGGCCUGACCAACGUCACGCUCAACUACCUGCGGCUAUGCGUCAUCCUGGAGCCGAUGCAGGAGCUGAUGACGCGCCACAAGGCGUACUCGCUCAGCCCGCGCGACUGCCUCAAGACCACGCUCUUCCAGAAGUGGCAGCGGAUGGUGGCUCCGCCAGGUGGGCCAAACCACCCCCAUAGCAAACCGGAAGAGAAUCAGCGUCCGCCCAGCAAGCGGCGAAAACGGAAGGGCGCGGCGGGCGCGGCAGGCGCAGCCGCCGCCACCAAGAAGGGCCGACCGCCCUUCAACCUAGCCGGACAAGAUGUGAUGGUGGUGGGCGAGCCGUCGCUGAUGGGCGGCGAGUUCGGGGACGAAGACGAGCGACUCAUCACGCGACUGGAGAACAGUCAGUCGGAGCCGAACAGCGGCGGUGGCGCCGGCGGAGGAGGCGGCGGCGGAGGUGGCGGAGCCUCCACGCCCAACUCGCAGGACUCGGACAAGAAGUCGCCGGCAGUCGGCCAGUGA